ACUAAAAAUGAAAAACAACAAUAAAUUACUCUACCCAUGCAUUUCAUAUCUACAUAAAUAAUCUAUUAACUACUCCAAGACUUUCUUUCCCCAACCUAACCAAGUACGGAGUAUUAAACACUAAACUCCGAAAAUAAAACACCAAAUUUAAGCCAUCUUCCGAUGAAAACAUUAGAGCAACAUUUCCACAGAGUUAUGGAGUUAAUUUCCGCCGUUAAGGAUACAUGGAAAGUCUUCAUAAUUGGAGCCAUUAUUAGUUGCUUAAUGCUCCUCCUCCUUCUCCAUGAAAAUGACCAAAAUACAAGUUUUCCUACCCAUGCUAGAAUUACGGCGGUGGGGAAUUUCCCACCGCCGCUUUCCGGUGAAUCGGAAUCUAGCAGCAUAGUUGCAAACGAUAUGGAGCCUUCCAUUUUUACUACUGCCUCCAUUCUACCACCGUUACCUAGCAUUGUUGUUAUGGCUCCGGAGCCUUCUGCACUCACUCCGCCGAGCAUGAUUUUUAUGGCUCCGGAGCCUUUACCUAGCAACAUUGUUAAGGCUCCGGAGCCUUCUUCUGUUCAGGCUCCGGAGCCUUCUAUUUUUCCUACUUCUAUUCCACCACCUUUACCUAGCAACAUUGUUAAGGCUCCGGAGCCUUCUUCUGUUCAGGCUCCGGAGCCUUCUUCUGUUCAGGCGGCUCCGGAGCCUUCUUCUGUUCAGGUUCAGGCUCCGGAGCCUUCUUCUGUUCAGGCUCCGGAGCCUUCAAUUUUUACCACUUAUAGCCAACCAUCUUUCGGUAGCAUGAUUGCUAAUCAUCCUGUUGAGAAACCCAACUUAAAUCUAGUUGAUGACAUUCAGAAACCAAAUGUUAGUGGGUUAGACAAAGCAGAAAAGAAACCUGUAAACAAGAAGUGUGAUAUCUAUGAUGGGAGAUGGGUUUACAAGGCGGAUGCAGAACCUACAUAUUGCCCGUUGAAGUGUCCAUUCGUUGAGGAGAAGAUGAGUUGUAAGAAGAAUGGGAGACCAGAUUUGGAGUAUGAAAAGUGGGUUUGGCAACCAAGAGAUUGUGACAUUCCUAUGCUUAAUGGAACAGAUUUGGUGGAAAGAUUUAGAAACAAGAGAAUUGUGUUAGUAGGGGACUCACUCAACAGAAAUAUGUGGGAAUCUCUUGCUUGUACUUUGUAUUCCAACAUUCCUUAUCCUUCUUUAAAAGCUCAAAUCCUAUAUGAAGACCUACAUGUUAGGACCUUCAUGAAGGCAAAGGAGGACUAUAACUUCACUGUAGAAUUCUUUUGGAGCCCAUUUCUUGUUGAAAUCAACAAAAAUCAUGAAAGUGGCAAAAAAGUUCUCGUGCUCGAUAGACUGGCCAAUCCCGAGCAAUGGCUAAAUGCUGAUAUUCUGAUAUUCAACUCAGGCCACCAUUGGACUCAAGUACCCCCCAAAAGAGCGUGGGACAUAUUCGAAUACAAAGGGAAGCUUAUAGAAAAGAUGCCACUACACCAAGCAUUUACACGAGCCAUGAGAACAUGGGCAAGUUGGGUGGAAACAAAAACAGACCCAAAGAAAACAACCGUUUUCUUUAGAAGCCUCUCCGUCGAACACAUAUCUUCCUUUCAUAAACAAAGUUGCGAAACUAGAACAGAACCCUUCAUGGAUGAGUCUUAUAAAUUUAUUUUUCCUAGGACUUUAGUUCGUGUUGCCGAAAACGUCGUCAAAGGGAUGAAAAAAUCACAGGUAAAAUACUUGAACAUUACUAAAUUGACUGAAUAUAGGAUAGAUGCACAUCCUUCUAUUUAUAGGUUUAAUGAUUGGAAGAUUCGUAUUAAAAAUAACAAACUUUAUCCACCAAUUAUUCCUGAUUGUGGUCAUUGGUGUCUUCCUGGAGUACCUGAUACUUGGAAUAGAUUGGUAUAUGCUUCUUUGUUUUUUGAUAACUAUGGGGAUGUAUCUAGUUCUUAGGUUCUAGAUUCAAAAUGUUUAUAGACCUAUUUGAUGAAUUGUAAUUAAAAAUAUUAAUUCCUUUUUUGUUUUUGUUGUUGUAAUGAAUGUAUACACUCGUACCUUAUGUUUGUAAAUUUUACUUCAAAUAUCGUAA
Molecule: messenger RNA, 2074 nt
Organism: Spinacia oleracea (spinach)
Lineage: Eukaryota; Viridiplantae; Streptophyta; Magnoliopsida; Caryophyllales; Amaranthaceae
Product: protein trichome birefringence-like 42
Exons: 4
Coding region: 163-1938 (591 amino acids)
Cellular component (GO): Golgi apparatus
Molecular function (GO): O-acetyltransferase activity
Source: RefSeq, a predicted model, not a curated record